AUGGCGAAGCCGAAGAGGUCGGCAGCCCGACGACGCACGCAGCAGGAGACGGCUACACCAACACCAGCAGCCGUCACAGCCGCUGAGGCGCCGGUGGCGCCAGCGAGCCCCACCGCCGAUGCGUUCCGCGAGAGCCUUGACGAGGAGUCCUUCUUCUCGUCACUCCUCCAACCAGCCAAGGGCGGCUCCAACAUUGCAGAGCCGCGCGAGUCGACUCUCGUGUACAACGCCCUCACCGGUCGCAUGACGAGCGAGACGUCGGUGACGAUGCAGUGCCUGCGCGAGCUCGGCUUUGGCGUCAAUGACCAGCGCCAGGUGAUCAUGAAGUACCCAGAAGUGCUGAACGCGCUUGCCGAGCGGGUACGCGCCGGAACGGCAGCGCUGCCGACGAAGUGGCCCGUCACUGUCGCCCGCGUCAUCAGUACGGUGAUCAUGAACAAGAGCAUCAGCGAUCCGGCAAAGGCGCUCGAGCAGAUGAUCCAGGUGAAGACGAGCAGCGUCAUGCGCAGCCGCUACACCUCCGUUGUGUCCGCAGUGAACAGCGACUUGGACGCCGCCAUGGCUGAGACGGCGGCGGAGCAGGCAGGCGUGAAUGGCGGGCACGAUCCGGAUCAGGCGAUCGAGCUCAACGACGAGCAGAAGCGCGUCAUCGACAUCGCCCUGCGAGGGCACCACUUGUACAUCGGCGGCAGCGCCGGCACCGGCAAGACAGUGCUCCUGCGUGCCGUGGCGCGUCGCCUGCAAGGCCACCGCCUCCGCGUCGCGAUGACCGCCACGACGGGCGUAGCUGGGUGCCACAUUGGCGGCUCGACCUUUCACCAUGCCCUCGGCGUCACCUCGCGCGGCGAGUUCAUGCGACGCAGCAUCAUCCUCGACUACGACGUCAUCAUCAUUGAUGAGGUGUCCAUGUUCCCGCAAAGUCUCUUUGAGGAAUUUGACCGCGUUCUGCGCGAGGAGGCCGGCACGCCGGAUCUGCCGUUCGGCGGUGUGCAGAUCAUCCUGUGCGGUGACUUCCUCCAGCUCGGCUGCAUCAACGAAAAAUCGCUCAUUUGCUCACCGCUUUUCCACAAGAACUUUGUGAAGAUCCGCCUCGAGACGCAGGUGCGGCAGACCGCCAACUCCAAGUUCGCGAAUGACCUGCAGUUCAUGCGUCUUGGUAUCGUGCCAAGCGAUCUCCAGACGACGGUGCAGCUACUGCCGCCGGGAACCAUGGUCGACUCCGCCGUGAAUCUUCUGCCAACGAACAAGGAGGUGCAUGCGGCCAACGAGCGACAGCUCCAGGAGCUGCCAGGGGACCCGUUGACGCUCACGCCAGAGACCGGCAUCACCUCCCUCCAGUGCGAAACGACGGCGACGCUGCUCCUGCGCACGACGCCGGAUUUCAACGAGGCCGAGUUUGCCCGCCACACCCGCUCUCUACUGCAGGCCACCCUUGACCUGCCCCGCGCCUCCCUCCUCUCGCUCUACCGUGUGUACGAGGACGGUCACGUGAUGCGCGUCAUGCUGCCGCCUGGCGAGUCCGUCGCGUGGCGCGACGCGAUGCGGGAGCGAUUCCUCGAGAUCGCUGGCCUGCUGAACGACCUCGAGCUUGGCGCCAUGGUGACGGAGAUCAUCCCGAACGGAGACGGCCUGCACACGCCAGAGACAGAGGACUACCUGCACAAGGUUAUGGCGAAGCACCCGAUCGCGCAGCCGCUGACCCUCAAGAAGGGCUGCCGCGUCCUUCUGCGCUCGAACCUCUCCAGCAACCUCGUAAACGGCAGCAUCGGAACCGUCGUGGACUUUGUGGAGUGCAAGGAGGAAUCCUUUCCCGAGUACAUCAAGACUGAGUCUGUGAGGCGCUGCAUCGACCGCUACCGCGUGUUCUGCUUCACCGAGUGUGGCAUGCCAGUGCCAAUGGUGCCCGUCGUCCAGUUCUACAGCGGUGAGAAGAUCGCGGUACCGCCGUGGGAGUUCUCCGUUGGCGGUGGGCCGAACACGCACUUCUACAGCCUUUCAAGUGUCGCCCUGCCGCUCUCCUUAGCCUACGCCUUCACGGUGCACAAGGUGCAGGGCCUCACCCUGGUGGGUCGCGUGCACCUGGAGCUGUCUCGCAUGUGGCCGUGUGAGCAUCUGCUGUACGUGGCCAUGAGUCGCGUGCGUAACCCGGAGCAGCUGUCCAUGUCGAGCUUCACAGGAAGUAUGGUGGUGGCGAACGAAGCGUGCGUCCACUUCGACAAGGCGCUGCGUGGGGCGCUGCAGUUGACCGUCGAUGACGUCGCCAAGUACCCUAUCUCGGCAUGGAAGCGGUGCAACGACACCAUCUACCACCUUCGUUGCCGUGGCGCCUCGCUGCGUCGCCUGCUGGAGGGGGUGACGUCCAUGAGCGGCAGCAUAUCUCCGCUAAUGGUGUCGGGGCGCGGCAACCCGCCGACACACGACAGCCGUCUCAACCGCCCUGGGGAAAGCUUCGCAUCCCGUAGUAGCAGCGACGGUGAGGACGACCAUGAGGCGCUCUCCGCUCAUGAGAUGACGAGCACAAGCGACGGUAGUCGAGUGAUGGUGCGCGUAGGCAGGCACGGCAGCGGCGGUACUGGCAUGGCGGAUGAGGUCGGUACCGAUGACCCGGCUUUCAACCUAGAACACCUUAGCGCCAUUCAGCAGUCGGUCCUCGUGGCGCGUCGCAUGCGUAAGCUGGUACGGCAUGUUGAGCGGGUAGCGAAGCUUACUGACGCGCGACGCCGCACCAAGAGCAACGGGAAGAACAGCAAGGGGCUAGCGGCUCCAGAAGGCUCUGCUCACGCAGCGGCGGUCGUGAACGGCAGCGAUGAUGCGUCGAGUAGGCGAGACGGAGCAGAGGCAGAGGGGAUGAACGGUGACGAGUCCUGCGACGUUGAGCGUGCCGCCAGCGUCAUGGCCGCCUCCGUAGCAGCCGCGGCAGCGGCGUCGCCCGCCGUCUCGCUUGCCGUCGGCGAAGAACAUACAUUUUAG
Messenger RNA from Leishmania mexicana MHOM/GT/2001/U1103, 2970 nucleotides. Its product is annotated as putative DNA repair and recombination protein,mitochondrial precursor. NCBI's taxonomy places the organism in Eukaryota, Euglenozoa, Kinetoplastea, Trypanosomatida, Trypanosomatidae. The record is from RefSeq and is a predicted model, not a curated record. The transcript has a single exon. Bases 1 to 2970 code for a protein of 989 amino acids. Gene Ontology annotation, molecular function: DNA helicase activity; ATP hydrolysis activity. Gene Ontology annotation, biological process: telomere maintenance; DNA repair.